Messenger RNA from Micropterus salmoides (largemouth bass), 755 nucleotides. RefSeq names its product sphingosine-1-phosphate phosphatase 1-like. Gene Ontology annotation, molecular function: sphingosine-1-phosphate phosphatase activity. Lineage: Eukaryota; Metazoa; Chordata; Actinopteri; Centrarchiformes; Centrarchidae. The record is from RefSeq and is a predicted model, not a curated record. Gene Ontology annotation, cellular component: endoplasmic reticulum membrane. Gene Ontology annotation, biological process: sphingosine metabolic process; phospholipid dephosphorylation.
UACCCGUUCACGCUGGGCGUCAGCUUGGCCCUCUGCUGGUGUCUCCUGGUCUGUCUCAGCCGGAUCUACAUGGGAAUGCACUCGGUCCUGGAUGUCAUAGUCGGCGUCCUGUACAGCGCCCUGAUCCUGCUCUUCUUCCUGCCGGCGUUGGACCUGAUCGACGGCUUCAACCUGACCUGCCGCUACGCCCCGCUCAUCAUCGUCUCCUUGCACCUGGGCCUGGGCCUAUUCUCUUUCACCCUGGACACCUGGAGCACCUCGCGGGGCGACACCGCUCAGAUCCUGGGCGUAGGUGCCGGCAUCGCCCUGGCCUCCCACGUCAACCACUACCUUGGUCUGUUGCCCGACCCGACACCGGACCAGCUCCCCUUCGCCGUGCCCGUUUUUAGCGCCGGCCUGGUGGGCAUGGCCAUCCUGCGGCUCUUCCUGGGCGUGCUAGUGCUGAUGACCACGCGGGCGCUGAUGAAGGCCAUCACCAUCCCGCUGGUGUGCAGGGUGUUCAGGGUGCCCAGCACGGAUGUGAGGAAGGCGAGGCAGCACAUGGAGGUGGAGUUGCCCUACCGCUACAUCGUUUACGGCGCCGUGGGCUUCAACGUGCUCUGCCUGGUCCCGCUGCUCUUCAGCUACAUGUAGUACUCCUGUUUGGAUGUCAGUUCUCUUCCUGGUCAACAGCGAAGUGACCCCCCAGAUCCCAUCCAGAACCCCCUUUUCUUAGUCUGGGUUGGGACUAACGGGAAUAAAAGCCUAAACUCUGA